AUGGCCCCGUUACCGGCGGCUCUCCGGUUGGCGGUGAUGUGGAUCCUGAUCUGGAGGAGUGUGGCAGUCCGCGGAGAGGUGCUGCAGUGCCGCCUGUCGCCAGCGGGGGCACUGCACCCCGUCCGUGGUCAGCUGGAGACCUUCCAGGCCGGGCCAGGGUGCGCCGCCCAGGAAAGGGGGGGCCAGGAGACGCACCUGGUCGCGGUGGGCCGGCCCACCCACGGUCGCACGGUGACCGUGGUCCUGAGGCCUCUGACUCGGCCCCCGGCUCCUGAUAGGAGGAUCAUCCUGCUACUCAUCUCGGAGCAGGCCCUCGAUUGGAUGCUGGAGGCCGAGGGGCUGGCCACACAGCUCUCUGUGCUGGUACAGGUGUCCCCUAACUCCACGGUGGUGUCCUCGCCCGCCAUGGCGUUCCGGCUGCAGAGGCUCCGACCCCCACCCCCCUUCCCCCCCCGCGCCCUGCUGCGCUGGGCUCAGCGUCACGCGGGCGGCCUGACCUCCAUGACCCACGCCGCCCACGCCGACCGUGUCUACACCCGGCUGGGGGAGGAUCCCUCGGCCAAUCGGGCGUGCUCCCUGCAGCCCCUCUUCCUGUCGCCCCACUACCUGACCUCUGACCUCCAGCAGCAGGAGGUGCGAGGCUGCCUCCCCCCCACGGGGAACCGGAGAGGGGAAGAGGAGGUGCACCUGAUCAGACUGGUCUCAGCCGGAUCAGCCCUCUGUGGGUCUCUGCAGGUGGAGGUGGUGGUCUCUCUGCUGCCGCCGGUGGCCCGGUCCGGUCCUCACCGGGUGGUCCUGGUCGUGAGCAGCCUGGUCCCGGUGCACUGGGGGGUGCUGGCUCCCGGUCUCCAUGGCGACGUCUCUGUUUACUCCUCCACCGGUGUCUCUCCACCCUACCCGCCCCAGCCUCACCUCUCCUUCUCCAGCGUGGUGACCCCUGACCUCUCUGCUGUGCCUGACAUGCUGGAGUGGGCCAAUCAGAGGGGCUUUACCGUGGUGACGUCAUACACCGAGGCCCCCCUGGCCAAUCGGUUCGUGGUCCACCUGGCCGGGGGUGGGACAGGUGAGGAGAGAGAGGUUCUUCAUCUUCAUGAUCAGGCGGAGCCUGCAGGGGGCGGGGCCGGGGGUCAGGCCGGCUGGCCAGCUCAGGGCCGUCUGAGAGAGUGGCUGCUAGGCAACGCUGGGGGAGGAGCCAGGAGGGCGGAGCUACUUAGCGUUCGCUGUGAUGACGGACGGCUCAAUGUCUUGCUGGACAUACACAUCCUACAGGGUCUGUCGGAGCCGGUGGUUGCCGUGACGCUGCGGGACCCAGAGUGCAGGGCGCGGUCCAACAGCAGCCACUUCCUGCUGGCGUACCCGGUCAUUUCCUGUGGGACGGAGGGUGCGCUGCAGGGCCAUCCCAGGGGGGUGCAGUUCAAGAACACGGUGUUCAUCUGGAGAGAGCAGCCACGCCCCCUCCCUACAAACGGCCCCCAAACCACCGGGCCCCUGCGCAUUCAGGCGGAGCCGGUCGGGGAUGGGCCAGUCGGUGCUGGGCCUGUCAGGGCUGGGCCGGUCGGGGCGGGGCCUGUCAGGGCGGGGCAUGUCAGGGCGGGGCAUGUCAGGGCUGGGCCGGUUGGGGCGGGGCCGGUCAGGGCGGGGCCUGUGAGGGCGGGGCCAGUCCUUGCCCUCAGACUCUUCGUCUCUGAGAGCUUCCAGAGGAGCCGGACCGGCCCCUGUGUGGUCAUCGCAGACCACCGCGUCUACGUGGAGAUCUCCUCCGCGGGCCGCUUGGCCGGCAGCCUGGAGCUCCGGUCCUGUGUGGUGUCCCCCGAGUCGGACCCCAAGAGUGCCCCCUACUGGCCCCUCAUCAGGGACCGCUGCCCCGCCCAGCCCUCCCUCAGCCUCACCCAGCUCUGGAGGGGGGGAGGGAGGAGGAAGACGAAUGAAGAUGGAGGAGUGAAGCAGAGGAGGAAGACUCUGGUCCGGCAGGAGGUCGAGGAGGAGAAGGAAGAGGAGGCGCAGUCCUUGAGGUUCAGCUUCGUCCUGCCGCCAGUUUACAACGCCUCCGUGCAGUUCCUCCACUGCCGACUCCUCCUCUGCUCCUCCGGCUCCUCCAGUGAGGAGAACCCGCCGAGGACGCCCUGCCCGGAGGGGCAGCCCAUCCCCCGCCUGACCUCUGCUCCUCCAGGCCAGCAGUGUGAGGAGAGGAACCUGAGCCGGCCCAUGGUGGUGACCCAGCCCCUCAUGGUGACCCCGUCCCUCAGCCCGGGGGCGGGCCGGCCUCUGGCGCCCUCUGCUGGCCCGCGGCCCCGCAGACCCAGCGCGCUCGACCCGGACCCGCGUGGCUCAGUGAUAGAGGCGCUGCCAUUCAUCGGCAUCGUGUUCACGGCCUUCCUGAUGGGUGUGGCCCUGAUGGGGGCGCUGUACUGCAUCUACACCCACAGUCCGUCGGCCCUGCCCACGUAA
Molecule: messenger RNA, 2448 nt
Organism: Gadus chalcogrammus (walleye pollock)
Lineage: Eukaryota; Metazoa; Chordata; Actinopteri; Gadiformes; Gadidae
Product: transforming growth factor beta receptor type 3-like
Exons: 17
Coding region: 1-2448 (815 amino acids)
Source: RefSeq, a predicted model, not a curated record